This is a messenger RNA of Poeciliopsis prolifica (blackstripe livebearer), 4125 nucleotides long. RefSeq names its product immunoglobulin superfamily, member 8 (gene igsf8). The coding region runs from base 240 to 2147 and encodes 635 amino acids. The record is from RefSeq and is a predicted model, not a curated record. The transcript has 8 exons. Lineage: Eukaryota; Metazoa; Chordata; Actinopteri; Cyprinodontiformes; Poeciliidae.
GUCCAAGCUGCAGCCCAGCCCCCUGCCCUGUGGUAAGAAUGGACGGCGACGCGGUAUGAUCUGAAAACAUAAUAUGGAGGAGUCGACAUGUUGAUGGAGGUGGUGCAUGGAAAAUGGGUGAAUAAAUUUACAGCAGCAGGGUUGGUGUGAACUAUGAUCGGCGGUAAACGGGCAGAGGAACGAGGAGAGAGAGAUCUGGAUCAACGUAAUCCAUCUGGACUUCAGGAGGGGGGAAGAAGAUGAGGACCAUGAUGGCUCCGAAGAUGAAAACAGCAUUAUUCGUAAUUGUGCACUGGGUGUUCCAGUAUGCUAUGUGUCGGGACGUGACUCUUCCCAACGGUCCACUUUUCCGUGUCGCCGGAUUCCGUCUCUCCUUGCCAUGUCAAGUGUCCGGAUAUGAAGGUUCACGUACCCAAGAAUUUGAGUGGUUUCUUUAUAGGAAUGAUGCUGGAGGAAAACAGAUAGGAGUGGUGUCCACCAGGGACAAAGGUUUCCCAUACGCCCCAUUCCAGGCCAGAGUGAGGAAUGGGGAGGUGAGGAUUGAGAGGGAUUCGGGGGAUAAGGUCCGAUUGGUGAUCCAGAGGCUUCGAGCUGAAGACGAGGGGAAAUAUGAAUGUUAUACACCCAGCACGGACAGCACCUACCAGGGAAAUUACAGCGCGUUGGUUCCUGUCAAAGUGAUCCCAGACUCACUCCAAAUCAGCUACAUUCGCUCUCUAACCAGCCAGCCUGUUCCUGAAGGAUCUGAAUUAACUCUGACGUGCUCAUCCAGCAUCCAGUCGGAGCAACUCACCCAUCUGUCCAUCGUGUUUGGGAAGCGGGGUGGUAGCGAGCGUUCGGACAGCGGCGCUGGCAGUGAGGUCAGCACGAUUAGAGAGAUCAUCUCCAUCGACAAGCUUCUAGGGGUUGUUCCAGGACGGUUCUACAAGAAACGCUACGAUGAUGGAGAGAUCACACUAGAGAAGAGGAACGGAGAGGGUGGACAGGGGUUGUACGUGAUGAAGAUGAAGGCGGUGCAGCCCGAUGACGCUGGGUCGUAUUUCUGUGAAGCCUCACAGUGGAUUAGGGACCCUGAUCGAACGUGGCAGAGGAUUGCUCAAAGGACCCUGGAUAUUGGCAACUUGACCAUUCAGCAACUGGCGGAGUCUCUGGGUGUAGCGUCUUCACCCCGGGGGGACGUGACUCUCCAGGUUGGGUCCCCUCUCAUUCUGACCUGUGAGGUGCUGGGGUUGGCAUCUGAGGUGAACUCGGGUCUGCUGGUGCAGUGGAUGAAGAGAGGAUCAGUCAGCAGUGAUGCUGUUGGAGCUGGAGGAGUAGAGGUUGAAGUGGCUCGGAUGAGCCCAGACGGUACUGUAAGCUGGGGAGACGACCUCAGCAGAGCCAGCGGCGGCUCUCUGGAGAAAGUGUCCGAGGGGAGGUACUCUUUAAAGCUCUUCUCAGCCCGACCUGCCGACUCAGGCGUGUAUCGCUGUGUGGUGAGUGUGUAUGCUGGCAGGAAAAACCCCAGCCCAUCUACUCCUGCAACGCUCACCCAGAGGUCAGAGGGUGUCACUGUCAACCUGAAGACCAAAGAUGUUUUGGUCUCAGCUGUGGCUCGGCUCCCGCGUGGCCCCCUGCUGAAACGAGGAAGCACCAUCACCAUAAUCUGCAACGCCACUGUGACAACCACAGGUCCGGUGCAGGUUCAAGUUCAGUGGCUGCAGCGGCCGAUUCCUGAACCAGUCAUCACAAGGAACUCAGAUGGCGCUCCCUUGGACGCUGAACUUGUAGCACAACCCAGGCUCAUUGCUACUCUGAUGUACAGUGGUGUAGCAAACAUCUACGUCAACGACAGUGAGAUCAGCAUCGACCGGCUUUCUGCCGUCAGCUACAGGCUGAGAAUUCACAUGGCAACAGUGGAGAACCAGGGAAUAUAUGGAUGUCGUGCAGAAGUGUGGGGUCAGGAUCCUCAUGGAGGCUGGUACGACACGGGGGCCAAAGCAGAGUCAAAUGAAGUGACUGUUUAUCUGUAUGCCAGAGCUGCUGACCUCCUUCUCAUCCCUCUGGUGAUCGGAGUCUCAUCGGCCUUGUUUGUCGGCAUCUUCAUCAUCGCAACCGUAACCUGCUGCUUUAUGAAGCGGCUGGCAAGACAGAGAGCUCCAAAAUAGGUGUCCGUGCUGCCGCCAGCUUUUUGGCUUUUUCUAUCUGAAGAGGUACUGCAGAGAUUACUGUGGCAGGAAAAUGUCACCCCACUCCAAAAUGACCUCAAGACUAAAUUAAGGAGUUUGACAUAUUUUAAUAUGGAUUUUCUGUGUUUGGACACGAGUUUCACAAUUACUGCCAAAAUGUUGUUGUUUUUUUUUUGUUGUUUUUUUUUUUUUACUCAAUGUCAUGUCUUGCACCCAUAAGGUUUGAAUCAUUGAUUUAUCUGCUACACUUUUUAAGUGGAGUUUAUAUCUGUUUUUAUGCCAUGCUAAACCACAUUUUCAUAAUUUUUUUUAAGUUGUGAUUAAACUAAAUAAGUAAAGAUUAUUGAAGAGGUUUGAAGCUGAAAUCUGUACAGGUUUCACUGAAGUUAACUUCUCUGUAAAAAUGAUCAAGAAUCACAAAGCAAUGCCACUCAACUCAUCAGAUUAUUUUUAUAUGAUGCUGGACAUGUAGGUCUUCAUAUGUUUGCUAUUGGUGCAGAGUUCAUGUGGAUAAUUAUAAUUAUUUUUUCCGCUUGCUCCUUGUUUUAAACUGUGUUUUUGUUUUGAAUGCAAACCCUCACAAUGUGUAAAUGUAUGUGCAUGGCUUGAGGCCCUCACUGACAGUCACAUGAAUGCUGAGCCUCCACUUUCUUAAAAUGAGCAGGGACAGUCUGCCGUCCAGAGCCCAGAGCAGCUCUGCAAGUAAACAAAGCGUCAGUCUGUCUGUGAGUUAACAAGGAGGCAUAUGGCUGGGAACUUUCUCAUGUCAAGCACCAGUUGAUGCUUCAUUCUGUUGAGAACUUUCAAAGCAGGUUUAUGUUUUAUGCAUUUUACUAAGAUUAAAGGAGGUACCAUCUGCAUUGAGUGGAAAUCUCUUCAAACUUUGUUGAAUCUGCCUGUGAAAUGUACUUAAUGUAGGAUGGUGCUGCAGCACCAUGUUUCUAUGUAAAGUACCUGUGAUUAGCAUGCUGCCUCAGUCUGCUCCUUUAAAGCACUUGGACAAAAACGAGUCUGGGACCAAAGCCCAUUGGUAUCGUUUACGCUAUAAUCUUCCAGCCAAAAAGCAAAUUCUUUGCUUUUUUUUCUUGUUUGUAGGGUCAAUGCUUCUGAGUUGCAGAAUAACAAUUGUGUUUUGUUUUUAAAUUAUGUGUUUGUUGUUUAACGGAAGCUGCAGUUUUCCAGCCAUGUGAUCUGAUAGUUUGGUUAAGUAUCUCUAUCAUUCUUGUCCUCAUGUGGUCCAGAGCUCUUUAGAAAGCUUUUUAUGACUAUGGCUCCCACUGCUAGCCCACAAAAAUGUGUUGGACAGAUUCAGUGCGUCUGUACACUUAAUCUAUCCUCCUCUUCCUGUUGAAAGUUACUCCUGAAGAAAGUGUGGUCUCUUUCUCUCUGCAGGAGACUGUCUGCCUGGUUGUGCUUCCAAAAACCCUGAUCAUUAAUGUUCAAAGACAGUUUGGAGUAACGUCACAGCGAUGCUUGCUUCCUGAGCCACUUUGUGCCAGACCCAAAGCUGAUCUGUUCCCCAACAUGCACGCCCUCAAUGUCCUUGCACACCAACGCGGAAACCCGCGAGCGCAGCAGCAGAGGCAUGACAGGGCUGUCUGGAUGUGUUUUCAGAUGGCAGUAAGCGAGUAUCUGCGUAUUCAUCUCUAAUCCCCGUAUAUGGCUGCAGCGAAUCCCGCCGCCCUUCCCCCAUGCUGCGUGUGGCUCACAUUCGAUUUGUUUCCAGUCUCUGAUCUUUGUGAAUAGUUUUUGCACAGUGUCAAAAAAUAUAAACACUACUGCAUAAAAUGUGCAUUUGUGUAAAAUGUUCUCAACAAAUGUUUUUGUUAAGAGUUGUUUACUGAUGGCAUGCUCUACUAUUCCUGAAUGCAUUGUACUGCCAUUCACUUCUGUUUCUUAUGGUGCUUUGGCAAACCUGCCAGCUGAUCAAACACCAAUAAAACAAUCUGGAUUUUCA